Messenger RNA from Hypomesus transpacificus, 4741 nucleotides. Its product is annotated as ral guanine nucleotide dissociation stimulator-like. Gene Ontology annotation, molecular function: guanyl-nucleotide exchange factor activity. Bases 697 to 3138 code for a protein of 813 amino acids. The record is from RefSeq and is a predicted model, not a curated record. Gene Ontology annotation, cellular component: plasma membrane. The transcript is spliced from 18 exons. Lineage: Eukaryota; Metazoa; Chordata; Actinopteri; Osmeriformes; Osmeridae. Gene Ontology annotation, biological process: positive regulation of GTPase activity; Ras protein signal transduction.
GUGUGACUCGGGGGGUUCCCAUCUGUUUGGGGGAGUUUUCUCUAUCUGAUGUGACUCAGUGGAUGUUUGUUUAACUUGACUUCAUGUUCACAUAAAAUCUCAUAAAACAUGAUGUCUUUGUCAGGGAUUCAAUUCAACUGUGAGAAACAUAUGGAAAAGACUAUAGGCCUGUGGAAAACUGGCCAGAUUCGCAUGGAAAUUGCGUAAUCCAGAUUAGCCAAAACCUAUACUUUAACAGUUUUUCAUACAAUACAUUUAUCAUUUGACUCCAUAUGUAUUGUCCGCCACCAUUUUAGUUUUUAAUCGACACAAAAUAAUUUGGAACUUCCCUGGGUAUUUCAGGGAGAUACAUUUAUCCAUACUUUACUUUCAUUUUCAGUUCAGCAGUCAUAAGGCGACUAUUCCUUGUUGUGGUUGUUCAACAUUAGUUCUGAAAGACACGGAUGAGCUUUUUGGAAUUACAGUUUUUUAGCAGAAGUUAAUGUUUUAUUGUUCUGUUCUCUUUGUGUUGACACAGCUGUUAAAGUCAAUACUCUUUGGAGUGGGCCUGAGGUGGUCACCCAAUCUGGGGCCGAGGUGGGGAGGCAGGAGGAAGGGGGAAAGUGAGCAUUGAACCCUGAACCCUGUUUGUGUCUCGUGGUUUUGGUCUGAUCUGAAGAAUAUUCAGCCCUGGUCCUAGUUUUGAAGGAAGCAGUGAUGUGGUUGGCUCCUUGGACGUGUGGAUUGCUGAGUGGAGGCCGCCGUAGGACCGGGUCUGUCUACCAGGCUGUGUUGAGUAACGUCAAACACACAGCGGCAGAUAGACAGAGCUCGACGCAGGAGAUUGGCGAGGAGGCCGAGGAGGGAGCCGUCUUCACCAUCACCCUGAGGAAAGUGCAGCUGCACCAGUCGGCCAGCAAGGGGCAGCGGUGGCUGGGCGUGGAGACAGACUCCGCCCUCAGCCUGUACGAGACCUGCAAGGUGCGCACCAUCAAGGCGGGCACCCUGGAGCGGCUGGUGGAGUACAUGGUGUCUGCGUUCCGCGGCAAGGACUCCACCUAUGCCACCAUCUUCCUCUGCACUUACCGCUCCUUCGCCUCCACCAAGCAGGUGCUGGAUCUCCUGUUCAACAGGUAUGCCAGGCUGCAGAACAAGUCCUCAGCUGAAGGAAGCAGACUCUCGCAGGAGGACUGCACUGAGCGGAGGAACACUGUCUCUUCCAUCCUGGGGGCGUGGCUGGACCAGUACUCUGAGGACUUUUGGACCCCUCCGGAGUACGGAUGUUUACACCAGCUGCUCUCCUACCUUCGCCUGCACUUCCCCGGCUCCGACCUGGAGCGGCGAGCUCGCAACCUGCUGGCCCACUUCCACCACCGGCACCAGUGUGAGCCGGACCUUGACGUGGAGCAUAUCGGCUGCCCCUUCGCCACACAGGAAGAGAGCGGCUUCGAGGACGAGCUUCCUGGCCUGAACUUCCUGUCGUUCGACCCCAUCAUGGUCGCGGAGCAGUUUACACUCAUGGACGCGGACCUGUUCAAGAAGGUGGUCCCCUACCACUGCCUGGGGGGGAUCUGGUCCCAAAGGGACAAGAAGGGGAAGGAGCACCUGGCCCCCACCAUCAGAGCUACUGUGGCCCAGUUCAACUGUGUAACCAACUGUGUCAUCAGCACCUGCCUGAGCAACCCUACGUUGAAGCCCACCCAGAGAGCCAGGCUGGUGGAGCGCUGGAUCGAGGUGGCCCGGGAAUGUCGCAUCCUGAAGAACUUCUCGUCCCUGCGAGCCAUUCUCUCUGCCCUGCAGUGUAACUCCCUCCACCGCCUCAAGAGGACCUGGGACGAGGUGUCCAGGGAGAAUUUCCGCACGUUCAGAGAGUUGUCCGAGAUCUUCUCAGACGACAACAACUACUCUCUGAGCAGAGAGCUCUUAGUCAAGGAGGGAACUUCUAAAUUUGCCACUCUGGAAAUCAACCCCAAACGAGCUCAGAGGAGACACCAACAGCAGAGAGAUCUGGGGGUGAUGCAGGGGACCAUUCCUUACCUGGGCACCUUUUUGACCGACCUAGUUAUGAUGGACACAGCCAUGAAGGACUACACAGAGGGUGGACUCAUCAACUUUGAGAAGCGGAGAAAGGAGUUUGAGGUGAUCGCCCAGAUCAAGCUGCUGCAGCUGGCAUCCAACAACUACAGCUUCACCCAGGACAGCCACUUCAGAGAGUGGUUCUCGGGGGUGGAGAGACUCAGUGAAGCGGAGAGCUACACACUGUCUUGUGAGAUCGAGCCGCUGUCAGAGUAUGCCAGCAACACUCUCAGAGCCAAGAAAAACGGGGGGAUAAUGAAACGCUGGAGCGAUCGCCAGCUGACCGAAGCAAGCUCCAGCAGUGCAGGAAGCUCCCAUUCCAAGUCCUUCGACCAGACCCACUUCAGGCUGUAUCAGGGAGGGGGAGGGGACAGCGGUGACGCACUUAGCAUUGGCUCCAGUGGCUCCGAUCUGGAGGACGUUAACCCCGGUUUCCUGUCCGACUCACCAGAGGGCCACGAGAGGAAGACAUCAACACCCUCAGUAAAACAUUCUGUCUCCGCUUUGGGGAAAGAGGGCCACACUCCUGAUCCAAACGCUACGUUCUGGGAGUCCACUUCCCUGUCGUCCCUGGACACCUCGGGGAUGGGCUCGGGCUCCAGCAGUGCCUCGUCCACCUCCGUUUCCUCGUCCACCCCCCUCCCGUCCGCUCGCUCCCACAAGCGCUCCGUGUCGGCCGUGUCCAACUACUCCAACCUCUCCCUGCCCCUCUACAACCAGCAGGUGGACGACUGCUGCAUCAUCCGCGUCAGCCUGGACGUGGAAAACGGGAACAUGUACAAGAGCAUACUGGUGACCAGUCAAGACAAGACCCCAGCCGUCAUCAGGAAAGCCAUGGUCAAACACAACGUGGAGCGAGAGAAAACGGAAGACUAUGAGCUGAUGCAGAAAAUUUCAGACGAUAAAGAGCUGCGGAUACCAGACAAUGCCAAUGUCUUCUAUGCCAUGAACUCAACUGCCAACUAUGACUUUGUUUUAAAAAAGCGAGGUUCAUCAAAGACAGGCAGGGCCAAAAGUGUUGCCAGCUCCACACUGCCCCGUAUGAAACAGAAGGGGCUGAAAAUCGCCAAAGGGAUCUUCUGAGGACACUUCAACCUUUAGAAAAAAAUACAAAAAUACAAAACAAGUCUGCUGGAUGAAGGCCCUUUCUGUUCGAGGUGAAAGUUCUUCAGAGCUACAAUCAGUUACAAAAGAACCCAGUGGAACUAAAGGACCAACGGCUAAACACUACAGAACCUUUCCGGAAAAGCAAUAGGAUGCUAUCCUGCUUCAGUCUGAGGGAAGGAACGCUUCAGAGUAAGCUGUCCUUCAUCUCACCUGGCGGCCGGAGAUAAUGAUGUCAACAGUGUUGUUUACCUGUGCAGGUUAUUGGGACCCCUUACAUGUGCUGCCCAAAUUCUGUCUGUGCACGGAAUGCACUAUACAGAAGCACACAGCCUUUAGAACAAUGAAAGACUGAGGAUGUGACUAUUUUGGAUACCGUGGAGGUGAGGAGAGCAUUAACUGUUUACUGCAGACGCUGCCGUACUCACUUUACGUGGGUUGACGUCUGUGCCAUUUCUGUCAUUGAAAAAAGGCGGGAAAUGUAGAUCCAAGUGUUUUUUUUUUAUUGUUUCACAAACCCUACAAGGACGACUUCAGUUAUCUUUUGAAAAUAUUUCACCCGACAUGGGACAGAAUGUGUCAAAAAGAACAAGACUGAUGUAUGUUACAACAAAGUAUGAGAGAAACCUUAGGCAAGAAGGUGAUAUUGUGUCGAAUAUUUAAGGACCCCAUUUUAACAGUACAAUACUAUUUGGCAAAUACGUUCUUUGGUUCUGUAGCUCUUUACUUUGCUAUGGUGCUGAUCAUUAUUUUAUUUUUUUUCUCCAAUCACCAUUCUCUUUCCCUUACAUUGGUGACGGCAGGCAUUACUCUCAGACUGUCCUAUGACUGCAUUAGAUUUGGUUUGACUUAAAUAUCCACUUAUGCAGGGGAUCCUAUGAUGGCGUAUCCUUCAUUGCCUACAGGAAACAAACAUGGUUUUUAAACCAUAGUAGAACUCGCCAGUACUUUCAGUGGGAUCUUGGUCAUCUGUUACUGCCUGAUGAAUGCCCCUCGUGGAUGUUUAAACAGCUGCCACAUGCAUGCAAGAGGAAGUCUAAUGUAAGGACACCGGAACAUUAUCCUAGAUCAGCUUAUUGGUGCCAAUCAUGUAUGAGCUUGCAGUUAAAGGUAUGCCAGUACACAGUCUAUAUUAUGGUUAUCAAUAUUUCACUUAAUUUGCACUGUGGUACAUGCCGAUAGUCUUGUUGGGUGCAUGCUCUUCCUAAUAUCCUUCAUGGAUUGGUUUGAUCAACGUUUGCCAAUAUGACAGAAGAGGUUGAAUGUGGUGAUGUCUCUGGUUAAAGAGGUACUGGAGAGAGAUGUACAUGUAUACGUUUUAGGAUGGAAGGCAUAUGAUUGGCUCUCUCUUCAUCACUGUGAUUUGCUCUCCCCCCUUGCUAAUGAACACUGUGAUUGGAUAUUUCCACUGUGCUAAUCACACUGAUUAGCUGCUUUUAUACUAAACACUGUGACUAUUCACUAGUCUCUUGUUGUUAAUGCUUAAUAUGAAACUAUACUCUUGGUCUGUGAGCUGAGAUUAGUCAAAUGGCCUAAGACGAUGUACCAAAAUUAUGGACAUUUAGAGUAGACGGACUGAUAA